AGAGCGGACUCGGCUGAAUUCGGCGCGCGGAACCGAGACAGCGCGACUGCGACUCCGAUUGUGACUUCGUUGAUCUUAGAAAAAAAAAAAAAUAGAAUCGCGCUGCUAUAUCCUCGUUCUACGAAACGUGAUUUGUCGCAAAAGAAAAGAAAAAAAUACGAAGUGCGUUUUGCAUGCGUCGCAAUGUUGGCACUAUUUGUUGCUUCGACGCGGCGAUCGUCGCCGGUCGCUUCUUAUUGAUUUCCUCGCCCCUCGUACAUGUACAUCCCCAACACGCGUAAACAAUCACAGAGCAUCAUGUACUGAUGCGAUUUAACAGAAAUGGCAGACGCAGAUCCACAAUUCAAACGUCUUUUAUUGCCAGCAGAGGAAACUCUGUUCGAGCAAUUGUUGAGAUUUGGCCUUUAUGUCGGAGCGGUAUUCCAAAUUAUAUGCUUGUUGUCCAUAGUGGUAUAUCAAGCAGGUCCAUCCGAUGGUGUGGCAGCUUUGAAGGAUGAUCCAAGCGAUGUAGAAUGUUCUGAAAAUAGUCCUCAAGUAACACCGAGGAGACCUCACCGGCCACGCAAGCAAGAGAAGAAGAAGAGACGUUAAGCUAUUUUCUGUGUAACGAUAAAAUUUUAUAUUCUCUAAUUUCUCUACUCUUUUACAUUUGUAUACUUACAUUUUAUGACUAUUUGAAGACUGGUCUUUCGCUCCAAAGAAUAAUUCCUUCCUUGUUAUAUAUCUGAAAUGUAUAUGUAAGUUAGUUGAAAGAAGACAUUUUAUAAUAUAAAUCUCUUAAAUAUA
Nylanderia fulva is the source of this 786-nucleotide messenger RNA. RefSeq names its product protein anon-73B1. NCBI's taxonomy places the organism in Eukaryota, Metazoa, Arthropoda, Insecta, Hymenoptera, Formicidae. The record is from RefSeq and is a predicted model, not a curated record. Gene Ontology annotation, cellular component: membrane.